Cryptomeria japonica (Japanese cedar) is the source of this 3527-nucleotide messenger RNA. Its product is annotated as putative leucine-rich repeat receptor-like serine/threonine-protein kinase At2g24130. The record is from RefSeq and is a predicted model, not a curated record. The coding region runs from base 1 to 2991 and encodes 996 amino acids. NCBI's taxonomy places the organism in Eukaryota, Viridiplantae, Streptophyta, Pinopsida, Cupressales, Cupressaceae. Gene Ontology annotation, biological process: protein phosphorylation. The transcript is spliced from 4 exons. Gene Ontology annotation, molecular function: ATP binding; protein binding; protein kinase activity.
AUGGUAAGUGAUUUGGAUAAUGUUGAGAAAAGCCCUGAGGAUUAUCUAGUUCUUAGAGAGUUCUUGGAUGUUUUUCCUGAAGACCUAACUAAGUUACCACCGAAAAGGGAGUUUGAUUUUUCUAUAGAACUCUUACUUGGAGUGGAGCCACAAUCUAAGGCUCCAUAUACAAUGACAACCAUGGAAUUAUAUGAUCUUAAGGCUCAAUUGCAAGAAUUGCUUAGGCAAGGUCUCAUUAGACCUAGUGUAUCCUUGUGGGGUGCACCAAUGAUCUUCAUAAAGAAGGAUGGUACUUUAAGGUUAUGUAUUGAUUAUAGGAUGUUAAACAAAGUAACUAUCAAUAAUACAUAUCCUUUGCCAAGGAUACAUGAACUAUUUGACCAAAUGAAAGGUGCCACGGAAAAGGUGCAUUACUUAGGUCAUGUUAUAAUUGCUGAAGGAAUUUCAGUUGAUCCUGCAAAGAUAGAGGAAAUUGUGGAUUGGCCAACACCUCAAAAUGUUUCAAAGAUCCGAAGUUUUAUGGGUCUUGUAGGAUAUUACAAGAACAUUCCGCCUGAGCUCAGUCUUCUCACAAGUUUGAAGUACCUCUACUUGGGCGUUAACAAUCUCACUGGUACCAUUCCGCCCUCUUUCAAAAACCUGUCCGCCUUAGUUGAAUUGGAUUUGAGUGUAAAUGAGCUCUAUGGUCCAAUUCCUCCUGAAUUGUGCAUGCUUACUCACCUACGGCUUCUUUACCUUUUUAACAGUAACUUAUCUGGCACCAUUCCCAGCUCUAUCGGAAAUAUAUCCGCCUUAGUUGAAUUGGCUUUGAACCAAAAUGAGCUCUAUGGUCCCAUUCCUCCUGAAUUAUGCAUGCUCACUCACCUACGGUUUCUUUACCUUUUUGAAAAUAACUUAUCUGGCACCAUUCCCAGCUCUAUCGAAAAUAUGUCCGCCUUAGUUGAAUUGGACUUGGCCGACAAUGAGCUCUAUGGUCCAAUUCCUCCUGAAUUGUGCAUGCUCGCACACCUACGGCUUGUUUACCUUUUUGAAAAUAACUUAUCAGGCACCAUUCCCAGCUUUAUCGAAAAUAUGUCCGCCUUAGUUGAAUUGGACUUGAGCCGAAAUGAGCUCUAUGGCGCCAUUCCAUGGGAAAUUGGUACCAAGCUCUCUGACUUGAAAUUUCUCAAUUUAAGGGGAAAUCAGCUUAGUGGACACAUACCAAACUCUCUUGGAAAUUGUUCCAGUCUUGAAGUACUUGAUUUAGAUACAAACCAACUCGGUGGAACGGUUCCGAUGGAGCUGGGUAAGUUGAAUUUUCUAACCCGGCUUCUCCUACACACCAAUCAACUUGUGAGUGACAGCAGUAACACAUUGGCCUUUCUCACUGCUCUCACAAAUUGCUCCCAUUUGCGACAAAUAACCCUAGGAAACAAUUCUUUCACUGGUAUAUUGCCCACAUCCAUAGGCCAACUGUCUUCCAAUCUCAAUUUCUUGGCUUUACAAAUCAAAAUGAUAAGCGGAAGCAUACCACAACAGAUUGUCAAUCUGACAAACUUGACCUACUUAAAUUUAGGCGUUAAUCUUUUCAGCGGCAAUAUUCCUUCUCGAAUUAAAAGAUUCCAUGUGUUGGAAGAAUUGAUUUUGCAAAGCAACAAUUUUGAAGGAGCCAUUCCAAGUGAGAUAGGUCAAAUGCAACAUCUAGGACUCUUAUCUCUUCAUCACAAUCAGUUAUCCGGAAAAAUACCAGAUUCUCUUUGUCAAUCCCAGCAGUUGAGACGUCUCUAUCUUCAUCACAACAAGUUAUCAGGGGAGAUCCCCGUUAGUCUGGAGGGAUGCCAGAAGUUGGAGCUCCUUGACUUAUCUUACAAUAAACUAGGGGGAAAGAUACCUGUUGAAGUCAUUGCCAGCCUUAAAAACCUGCAAUUCUACCUCAAUCUUUCAUGGAAUUCUCUGCAAGGUACCUUGCCACGGGAGAUGAGUAAAAUUGUAAUGGCUCAAGCCAUAGAUGUAUCUGGAAAUAGGCUUACUGGGGUCAUUCCGAUUUCUCUAGGAGAUUGCACAGCAUUAGAGCGUCUAAAUCUGUCCCACAACGUCUUUGUAGGUCAAAUACCAGAUUCACUCUCCAAAUUACGAAAUCUCCUAGAAAUGGAUCUUUCUUUCAAUAAUUUUUCAGGGCAGAUUUCAGAAGAAGGGUUGUUUCCAAAUAGCACUGUUGUAAUAUUGUUGAUGGGGAACACUGGACUAUGUGGCCCAAAAAAUUAUUCAUUGCCUCCCUGCGCAAAUCUGACCCAGAGAAAACAUUUCCCACUCAAAAAAGUAGUCUUAUCAGUUGCUGGAACCAUCGGAUUUGUAUUAUGCUGCUUCAUUAUAGGAAUUGUAUGGAGGCUUAAACUUUCAAGGCAACAAGUCCGUACCUCAAGCUUUAUUUUUCAAAGGCUGGGCUAUCCAAAAUUCUCUCAUCAAGAUCUUGUCAUUGCGACAUCUGGAUUUGAUGAGUCAAACUUGCUUGGCGCGGGUAACUUUGGAUCUGUCUACAAAGGCAUCUUGAGGGAUGGUAAGAUUGUUGCCAUCAAGAUUCUUAAUUUGCAAAAUGAAGAGGCUCAGAAGAGUUUUAAAAGAGAGUGUAAAUUGUUAGGGAGGAUUCGGUACCGUAACCUGAUUAGAAUCACAAGUGCAUUUUUCUACCCUGACUUGAAAGAUUUGGUUCUUGAAUUUGCAUGUAAUGGAAGCUUGGAAAAACAUUUGCACCCUGACAGGGAUGAUGAAGGCUUUUGUAAAUUGGGAUUCAGUGAGUGUUUGAGCAUUGCUGUAGAUGUAGCCCAUGGCAUGGAAUACUUACAUCAUAACUGUCCUCUACAAAUUGUGCACUGUGAUUUAAAACCUAGCAAUGUGCUCUUGGAUGCCAACAUGACAGCCCUUGUCACUGAUUUUGGUAUAUCCCGUUUAACUACUACAAAUUCCAUAGAUUCACUCAGUACAACAACUUUUGCACUUAGAGGAUCUAAUUGAUAUAUUGCUCCAGAGUAUGGAUUGGGUGGGAAUGUUUCUAUCAAGGGAGAUGUUUACAGUUAUGGAAUUCGGAUAUUAGAGAUGGUUACAAGGAAGAGGCCAAGUGAUGACAUGUUUGUGGGAGACAUGAGCUUGCAGAAGUGGGUGAGGUCAGCUUUUCCAGACAGACUGGCAGAAAUUGUUGAUAGCGGGCUAUGGAGAGAUGUGAAUGAAAACAUGGAAGACAAUAAAUGUUUAAUUUCUUUCAUUCAUGUUGGUUUGCUUUGUAGUAGUGAAUCACCAAGAGAAAGGCCAUCCAUAAUAGAUGUAGGCAAUGCCUUGGAGAGGCUGAAGACAUCUUUGAUGGGAGGUGCAGCUGCUUCCAAUUUAACAUCCACCAUAUCAGAACUCCUGGAGAAUACCAAUCCCACAGGAACAGGAACAGGAACAUUAGCAUCUGACAGUCAAAGUUCUACAUUUUAGAUGUUUGUAACUUCCAUUAAGAAGUUUUAGUCCUUUAUGUUUGACAAUUUCAAAUUUGUCUUCUUUCCUGUCAA